Molecule: messenger RNA, 948 nt
Organism: Sus scrofa (pig)
Lineage: Eukaryota; Metazoa; Chordata; Mammalia; Artiodactyla; Suidae
Source: RefSeq, a predicted model, not a curated record
UGGUGGGCUUAUUGAGUUGGGGUUCUUUACAUAUAUCCUGGAGUUUUUCAUCUGGCACAGGUUUUGUGAAUAUUUUCUCAUAGUUGUGCCUGUUAAGUCUCUCUCAAAGAGCAGGUGUUUCCAAUUUUGAUAAGGUCCCAUUUAUCCAUUUUUUUCUUACAUGGCUUUUUUUCUCAUGUCGGAGAAGUAUUUGCCUGCCCUCGGGUUCUGAAGUUGUUCCUGUUUUGUUUUGUUUUGUUUUUUUCCCCUGGUACUUCUUUAGGCUUAAGUUUUAUGUUCAAGUCAAUACAGGGUUUUGAGCCACAAGCUGAUAUAACCUGGGGACAUAUGUGGGGAUGGUAUGAGGUCACAUGAUCGUAUAUAUAAUCUCGGAUCACAGAAUGCGAAGGAGCAAGUUGAGGCUUCGGACCAACAGAAGCCAGGAAGGAAGGGUCCUGCCUCCUGCCAGUCAUGUCCAAGCUGGUCCCCUGCUUGCUCUUCCUAGGAUGCUUAGGUCCCCUCUUCGCUCUUCCCGUCCCUGACUCCAGGAAAGAGCCCCUGCCCUUCUCAGCACCUGAAGAUGUCAGAUCAGCUUGGGACGAGCUGGAAAGAGCCUCCCUUCUUCAGAUGCUGCCAGAGACGCCAGGUGCAGAGGCAGGAGAGGAUCUUAGGGAAGCAGAUGCCGGAAUGGACAUUUUUUACCCAAGAGGAGGAAUGAGAAAGGCUUUCUCUGGACAAGAUCCUAACAUUUUUCUGAGUCACCUUUUGGCCAGAAUCAAGAAACCAUACAAGAAACGUGGGCCCACCUCUGAAUGCUUCUGGAAAUACUGUGUCUGAAGUCACCUCAACAACAACCAUCUUAGAAAAUGUAAAAAAACGUGCUUGACUUGACAGCAGUGCAGAUGAAAAACCAGGCAAACCCUACUCUGUUCACUAUUAUUUGGAAAAUAAACCCUUUGUGUUUGGCAA